AUGUCGCAUGGUCCGCCGCAGUAUCCGCUUCUGCAGAUAUCGCCCACAUACGAUUUGAAGAUGCACGAGCCCUCAGGCAAAGUGGUGGAUACGUUUCUUACCGACCCAUUCCCAGCGUUCUCUCUCUCGCACGCCGCGGCGCCGAAAGAGUCCCGCAAGAGAUAUCGUCCCACAGCCACCGCCAGCAAUAGUCCCGGGCCGGACCCGGCGAGCGAAGCCUCGGAGACUGGCGACGAGAUGAUCAUCUCCGACAUGGAGUCGGGCCCCAUCACCUCUCUUGCUACAACUACAGUGCACCGGCUGAAACGUAGACUCACGCUGGCCGGGCUGGGCGUCAUGGCGAGCCUGGGUGUUCUGGGCGUUCUGACGAACCUGGCGGUUCUGGACGAGUCCGCGUUUCUGCUGCUGAUCGCCAGCAGUCGCUACGAGCCUGCUCUGGCCGUUCUCACCGCCUCCACAAGCUGCCCUCCACUGGCUCUUGCUCCGUUCCCUUUGCCUAGCGCGGCGGUUUCCAUGGCUGUCGUCACCCCUGCCGAGCGUGACCCUAUCCAUCCCUGUACACCUGCGGCCAUGGAGUCGAUGACCGGCACGCCGGUCUCGGAUAUGGAUGAUCAGAAUCCCCAGCAGCUCGUGCUUCCGCUGCCGCUGGCUUCUCCUGUCCAGGCCGCGAAAAAUAAGGCCUCGGCCCACGAAUGGAUGGACCAUUAUCUCCGUAGGGCGCCUGCUACCCAGAGCGAGUUGGUCGAGCUUAUCUCCAAGUUGAGUGGGCUUGUUCUGCCUGUGAACAAGUCUAACUUGGCCUUCCAAGUGAUGCGGCAGUUGGAGCGGCUGCAACUUCUGUCCCUCUGUGGGUUGGUUCAACGGAGUCUCCAGCAUGAUCUUUUGACCAGCUUACCGCUCGAGAUUUCGCUCAAUAUUCUCUCGCGCUUGGAUGCUGAGUCAGUACUCAAGGUAUCUCAAGUGUGUCGUCUGUGGUUCCGCUUGGUCGACAACAAUAAGCUUUGGUGCAACUUGCUCCGAAGAGAUAAGUUGGUCUCUGAUGAGCUGCAUUUACAGCGCGAGCUCAGUGAUCCGUUGCGUCUCAUUGCAGAGUGGUCUACUUCGCCGUCUGCUCGCCUGCCGGAAGCCAAUAUCGCUCAGCUCCUUUACAAAAAACGUCACAUCAUCAUGAACCGCUGGAUGGAUGACCAGUACGAGCCUCGUCGCAUCAGCAUCAGUGGCCAUGGAGCAAACAUCGUUACCUGUCUCCAACAUGAUGAGGAGAAGGUCAUUACUGGAAUUGAAGGGAAAGUCAUUCAUGUGCAUUCCACAAAGACUGGUAAGCUUUUGCGCCUCUUGAAGGGCCACGAUGGUGGAGUUUGGGCCCUCAAAUAUUUCUCAAAUACUUUGGUCAGUGGCUCCACCGAUAGAGAUGUUCGUAUCUGGAACAUUAGAACUGGUAGAUGCACCCACAUUUUUAGAGGACAUACGUCAACUGUGCGGUGCUUAGACAUUCUCCAUCCCGUUCAGAUUGGAGUCGAUCAGAAUGGAGAGCCCAUCAUAUUCCCCGAAGUUCCAUUGUUGGUGACUGGUUCAAGAGACCAUAAUCUUCAUGUAUGGAAGUUGCCAAUGCUGAAUGAGCAAGAAGAUGCUUCUGGACCAUCCAAUGAGUAUGCCGAGCCAGAAUGCUACGAUUCCAAGGACCCAAACAAUCCUUACCUCGUCACCGUGCUUGUAGGACACACGCAGUCUGUUAGAUCGGUAACGGCAUACGGAAAUAUUGUCAUCUCUGGCUCCUACGAUACCACUGUUCGUGUCUGGGAUUUGUUAGAUGGAGGAAGAUGCAAACAUGUGUUAGAAGGACACAACGAUAAAAUCUAUUCAACAGCUUUAAACUUCAAGAACAGACGGUGCUAUUCGGGAUCCAUGGAUCUGUCAAUCAAUGUGUGGGACUUCGACAAGGGCAAGCUCUUAUAUUCGUUAGAAGGCCAUAACUCUUUGGUCGGUCUAUUAGAACUUUCUGAGAACUAUCUCGUGUCUGCUGCCGCUGACUCGACUCUUCGUGUUUGGGACUCCAAAACAGGUGAAAACUUGAGCAAAUUGCGUCGUCAUAAUAGCGCCAUCACAUGUUUCCAGCACGACGAUCACAGAAUUGUCAGUGGCAGCGAGCGUAUGCUCAAGCUCUGGAAUAUCCGCACAGGCCAUUUUGUCCGAGACUUUUUGUCAGAUAUCACCGGAAGCAUUUGGCAAGUCAGCUUCGACCAAGAUAGAUGUGUUGCAGCCGUUCAAAACAGCAAGGAUGGCCGCGAGGAAACAUAUAUUGAAAUCCUCGAUUUCAGCACUCCUCUUUAUCGUACGCACAGUUCCGGCAACCGGGUUCCAGUGCUACUCGCUCCAGCCAUGGAAUAA
This is a messenger RNA of Australozyma saopauloensis, 2388 nucleotides long. RefSeq names its product SCF ubiquitin ligase complex subunit (gene CDC4). The record is from RefSeq and is a predicted model, not a curated record. The transcript has a single exon. Gene Ontology annotation, molecular function: protein binding. NCBI's taxonomy places the organism in Eukaryota, Fungi, Ascomycota, Pichiomycetes, Serinales, Metschnikowiaceae. Bases 1 to 2388 code for a protein of 795 amino acids.